AUGGCGAUGAGGAAGCUUUUGUCGAAGCGUCUCUUCAACAUCUCGAAUGUAGCGUCUCAGAAUCUCAUGAAUUGUCGCAUUUCUUCGUCUCCGUUGGCCGUACGAACCAGAGUUCCCAAAGAAUCGGGAGAGACGAAAAUUGCUCCGGAGCCUGGAGAUUCCGGAAUUUCGCGGAGGUUUCUGCACAAUACCCCCAUGAUUCGGCCGGAGAUUAUGCAGAUGCCGGUGGGAGAGAGCUUGAUGGAGAAGCUCCGUGAAUUGGAUGGAAGCAAAGACCGGAUUCGACUAGACGGCCUUGCUCCGCCGUCUAUGGCGAUUCCUGAGGUGGAGACGGAGACGGAGACGUCGGGUCUCACGGUGGAGGAUACGAAGAAGCUGCUUAGAGCGGCGCAGAUCGAAAUCGUGAAAACGAAGCUUAGAGAGACCGGAAAAAGCUGGAUGCCGUACGCGGAGUUCGUCGGCGUUUGCGGUGAAGCUUCUUCAGAUCCAGAUCACGGAUCUCGAAUUGCGAAGAUGUUGGACGAUUCAGCAAACGUCAUCGUUCUGGGAGAUUCCGUUUGUCUCAGGCCAGAUCAGGUUACAAAAUCAAUAGAAGGAUUGCUUCCUUUGCCAAAGAUUCAUAACCCAAAUGACCCACGAAGGAUCGAGCUGAAAGAGCUCGAAGCAGUAAAGGCAGUGAUUGAUGUGAAAGCGCACUCUUUGGUUCGGAGAGAGCUCUGGGCUGGUCUUGGUUACUUGAUCCUACAGACCGCUGGGUUCAUGAGGCUAACGUUUUGGGAACUCUCGUGGGACGUGAUGGAGCCAAUCUGCUUCUAUGUCACGUCCAUAUACUUUAUGGCUGGGUAUGCUUUCUUCCUCAGGACAUCGAAAGAGCCUUCCUUUGAAGGGUUUUACCAGAGUAGGUUCGAGGCUAAACAGAGGAAGCUUAUGAAACUUAAUGAGUUUGAUGUUGGGAGGUAUGAUGAACUGAAGAAGCUGUUUUGCACUAAGCCUUCAGAUCGUGUUUCCAAGACUCUUGGAGCUAUGGAGAGUUAGAUUUUGGUUUAGACGAAAAUUGGUUUAGAUUCAAUGUUGUUGUCUCAAAUGGUGUCUGAUUUUUCCUAACUAGAGAAUUCUACCCAAAAAAAAGAAGAAAAAAAAGUAUAGGUAGAUUAAGUUUUCAGUUUUCCAUUAAAACAAAAACAAAAAGUUGUUCGAAUUGUUGCGGCUUUUGUAAUAUCAGGGAAGAGUAUGUUGUUGUUUUUAAGGUUUUCAUUACUUUUUUAAGUGUAACAUUAUGUAUAUAACUAUUUCAAAUGUAAUAGAAACGCUAUUAUUUAUCAAUAAAAUUUCACAUUUUCGAUAAA
Molecule: messenger RNA, 1346 nt
Organism: Eutrema salsugineum
Lineage: Eukaryota; Viridiplantae; Streptophyta; Magnoliopsida; Brassicales; Brassicaceae
Product: calcium uniporter protein 2, mitochondrial
Exons: 2
Coding region: 1-1035 (344 amino acids)
Biological process (GO): mitochondrial calcium ion homeostasis; calcium import into the mitochondrion
Cellular component (GO): mitochondrial inner membrane; uniplex complex
Molecular function (GO): calcium channel activity; uniporter activity
Source: RefSeq, a predicted model, not a curated record